AGCGGCACUUCUGCCAAAGAGCGAGGUCGUGGAGACUUGAAAAGCGACACGUCUACGACAUCUUUUUCAAAAACCUCGAUCAAAGAUCAAAGAAGCAUAGAAGAAGAUGAACAAAUUUUGGUACCUUCAGCGCUGCCCAUGGUGUUAUUUCAACAAAGUCAAGUGCC
Messenger RNA from Amoebophrya sp. A25, 167 nucleotides. NCBI's taxonomy places the organism in Eukaryota, Dinophyceae, Syndiniales, Amoebophryaceae. The record is from the annotation of a GenBank genome assembly.